GAUUUUUUCAUACCCCCUUCGUGUUGUCUGUGCGAAAUCGAUCAGGUUUAGCGAGCAUGUUUUUUAGUUAUUAUUAUUAUUUUAUUACCAGAGCACAAAAUGAUCAUAAAGCGAGGAAAGGAGAAAUCUGAAGUAACAAUUAGUGGCGAUUUAAUUUUUAUACUUUAUCACUGCUUAUGUUUUGGAGAUAAAUGAAAACCACAUUUGCAGUGUGACUGAUUUUUGUCUUCGAUAUUUGCAUGGCGACGCAAUUGUAAUGAGAGCACCGUGAGGACGCAUUUAUAGAAAUCGUGUUUAUGUCUUGCACACAGAUGCAGAUUUUACUUAGAAGAGCGGAAUUUAGCUUCCAUUGAAAUUUAAAACUUACUGCAAAUGCGCCGUGGUCACGUGACGUGGAGCGUGUUCUCUCAUACAGGCACUGGAUUCCAUGACAACCGCGGGAGCCACUGUCUGACAAAUGUGAUUGGCCAACGUGGGCGCUGUGAUCACAUGUUCCGCACGGUGGCGUAAACUUUAGAACUUCGCUUGCUUCUUCGAGCCAUUUUAUAUUUGUUGCACUGCAUGAAGCACUUAUUUGAAUAGAUGUUGCAGAAACUUAAAAAUACUGAAUUUGCUGCUGUAAUAAAUCUUCAUUUCAUGAUACUAAUAUCACUUUGUUCAUAAUUAAAAUAUAGAAUGAAGUGCCAUCAGAAACAGCCUUGUCAGUUCUGUAUUGGGUUGGCUGACCCUUGGAUCAUUUGACCGGUUCUUUGUAUCGCUGCCUUUGACAAGUUAUUUUCUCAAUGACUACAACGACUUUUUGUGCUCAUCAUUCAAUGUGACAUGCCUGCGCGGGAAUCCGAGACAGGUCCACCUCGUCAGGUGCACGAACUCCGAAAGCGGGGAGGCGCAGGAAGGCAAGAUCAGAAACAUGGUCAAAAUGGGAGACACGACGAACCAAUUAAGCCCAACCGGGCCACUGACGAAGUCCAUAUAUGUCAGAAAACCCCUGGAAAUGUACCCGCAGUUCACUCCAGGGACGAUUCAUUUUGGCUGUUGCUUGUUAUGCUACUUUCUGUUCUCACCAGGUUUUACAAAAUCCUGGAACCACCUCACGUAUGUUGGGAUGAGACUCACUUUGGUAAAAUGGGAAGUUACUACAUUAAUCAAACGUUUUUCUUUGAUGUACAUCCACCUCUUGGAAAGAUGCUGAUUGGGCUGGUAGGGUACCUGACAGGUUAUGAUGGUACAUUCCCAUUCCUUAAACCUGGCGAUGAGUAUGGACAGCACAGUUACUGGGGCAUGCGAGCGUUCUGUGCUCUUCUUGGCUCAUGUUUGCCACCUUUUGCUUAUCUUAUUGUUUUGGAAUUGUCCAAGUCACUUCCCGCUGCCAUGAUUGCUGCCUCAUUACUGAUUUUUGACACGGGCUGCAUUACAAUCUCCCAGUAUAUCCUGCUGGAUCCUAUUCUCAUGUUUUUUAUUCUGGGAUCAGUUCUGAGCAAUGUCAAGUUCAACUGCCAUCAUAAGAGGCCCUUCUCUACUCUCUGGUGGAUGUGGCUCCUUCUCACUGGAGUGAACUUGGCAGGAGCCCUGGGAGUUAAAUUUGUAGGUCUGUUUGUUGUCCUCAUGGUUGGACUCAACACAAUCCAUGAUCUCUGGAGGUUGUUGGGUGAUGCACACCUCUCCUUGGUCCACUUUGGCAGGCACUUGCUGGCUCGAGUGUUAUGUCUUAUUCUGCUCCCUGCUGCUCUGUACAUAUCUAUAUUUGCAGUUCAUUUUAUAGUUUUAAGCAGAAGUGGUCCUGGAGACGGCUUCUUUAGCUCUGCAUUUCAGUCUCGACUCACUGGGAACAACUUGCACAAUGCCUCUAUGCCUGAAUACUUAGCUUAUGGGUCAUCGGUUACUGUGAAAAACAUCCGCAUUGCUGGCGGAUAUCUCCACUCACACUGGCAUCUGUACCCUGAAGGUGUUGGUGCGAGACAGCAACAGGUCACUGCAUAUUUACAUAAAGAUUUCAACAAUGUGUGGAUUGUAAGGAAAACAGAAUCCAAACCAGAGGACACCAUGGACCCUGUAGAAUUUGUCCGACAUGGUGACAUCAUUAGACUGGAGCACAAAGAAACAUCACGCAACCUUCAUAGUCACCUGCAUGAGGCACCAUUAACCAAAAAGCACCUUCAGGUCACAGGUUAUGGAAUAAAUGGCACAGGGGAUCCAAAUGAUUUCUGGCAAAUUGAAGUAUGGGGCGGUAAGAAAGGGGAUUUAAUCAAAGUACUCCGUAGCAAGCUGCGAUUUAUUCACAUCUCCACAGGGUGUCUUCUCUUCUCUUCUGGGAAGACUCUGCCAAAAUGGGGCUGGGAGCAGGUAGAGGUGACAUGUAGCCCAUACUUGAAAGAGACCCCCAGCUCUCAGUGGAACAUCGAGGAUCACUUCAACACAAAAUUGCCUAAUAUUAGUUUGGAUGUUUUAAAGCCCAUGUUCCCUGAGAUUUUAAUCGAGUCCCACAUUGUGAUGAUCAGGGGAAACAGUGGUUUAAAGCCAAAGGACAACGAAGUGAGUUCCAAACCCUGGCACUGGCCAAUCAACUAUCAGGGUUUAAGGUUCUCUGGGGUGAAUGAAACAGAAUAUCGAGUGUACCUGCUGGGAAAUCCUGUGAUCUGGUGGUUGAACCUCUUUAGCCUUGUAUUGUAUGCCUUCAUGGCUGGGGUGGCUGCUGUGCUGUUAAAGCGAGGGAUUGCUCUGAGUCAAGAAGCCAGACAGCGCUGCAUGGUACUUCUUGGCGGUGGCCAACAGAUGUUGAUGGGAUGGUUGCUUCAUUAUCUGCCAUUUUUUACAAUGGGACGGAUUUUAUAUUUCCAUCACUACUUUCCUGCCAUGUUGUUUAGCAGCAUGUUAACAGCAAUAACGUGGGACAUACUGCUACAGAGCUGUGAUUUAAUUGUUCCCUUUCACCUGGCUAAAAGCGUUUAUCAAGGAGGACUUGUUUUUCUGGCUGCACUGGUCCUGUACAGCCCAAGAGUGGAGGCGGACCCGCCCUAUGGAAACCCCACCCCUUCUGAUAACCCCGCUAUAAAAGAGCAUAACCAGAAGUCGGUAUUCAUUUAAAGGAAUGUGACUGGCCACAGAAGCAUUGAAAUUAAAAUUGCUAAGUUUCAGUGAAUGCUUGCUGUUCAUUUUUUUGAUUUUGUUCAUUUUUUUUAACAUCUUGCUGUCGUUGCUAUUAAAUGGAACCCCAAGACUUUACCCUGUACUGCCUCUUUUCUCCACACA
Molecule: messenger RNA, 3249 nt
Organism: Polypterus senegalus (gray bichir)
Lineage: Eukaryota; Metazoa; Chordata; Cladistia; Polypteriformes; Polypteridae
Gene: pomt2
Product: protein-O-mannosyltransferase 2
Exons: 22
Coding region: 823-3084 (753 amino acids)
Biological process (GO): protein O-linked glycosylation via mannose
Cellular component (GO): membrane; endoplasmic reticulum
Molecular function (GO): dolichyl-phosphate-mannose-protein mannosyltransferase activity
Source: RefSeq, a predicted model, not a curated record